UGCUGUUAGUGACGAUGAUGUCCGGCACUUUCGCUCUGGCUCUUGAGUGUUGUGGUUCUGCUCUUAUCGUCGCCAGUGUAUGUCCUCUCCUUUCCUCUCAGCAGGACGAUGGCUCUUCAGGGAGGACAAGGAAGACACGGUGGACAAGAUGAUCAAUUCAAACCUGUGUUCACACAAGAGGAAUUGAGAAUACAUCAGGGAGUGCAAUCGUGAAUCAUUCUACUUCCGUUCUGUUCCGCUGGCUGCUGCUUUCUCCACAGCUACUGCCAUGGCCCUGCGCAAAGGUAUACUCAGUGCCAGUAGCAGGUUUGGCUACACCCCGAAGAUCAUCGGUGCCGUUGCAGCUGGUUACUUCAUAGGCAAGCUGUCCUACCAGAAUGCUUGUGCAGAAAAGAUCAUGCAGCUUCCUAACAGUCCCCUUGCAGAAUCUCUCAGGAGACGGAAGGGACGGAUUGGCUUUCAGGAGACGUUGGGGAUGGAAGCCGGCUUCACCGUUGGCCCAACACAAACUGAAGCAGAGACACCAGCUGAACCAAUAUUUGAUGACCACCGCCCAGACUUGAGGGACCACAAUGAAGGCCUGGAUGACUAUCACCGUGGGGUGACUGAAUCUCUGAGUCCCUAUACUGAUCAGCCUGCUGCUGCUGCACCUCCUCCCACAUCUUACCAAGAACUGCGACGCAAAAAUCGAGAGGAUUAUGUAAAUAAGAUGGCCGAAAGAUAUCGCAGGCCUUCCCUAGGUGAAGGUCCUCAAGAUAUUCCUCCUGUGCCACCACCAGCACCACCUGCUCCUCCCUCCAAUAUGCCCAUGCCAGUCAGGAAAAACCAGUAUGGUGAUGAUGUGUAUGAGUGAAAUAUUCUCUCUCUCUCUCUCUCUCUCUCUCUCUCUCUCUCUCUCUCUCUCUCUCUCUCUCUCUCUCUCUCUCUCUCUCUCUCUCUCUCUCUCUCUCUCUCUCUCUCUCUCUCUCUCUCUCUCUCUCUCUCUCUCUCUCUCUCUCUCUCUCUCUCUCUCUCUCUCUCUCUCUCUCUCCUCUCUCCUCUUCUCUCCUCUCCUCUCCUCACCAGUAUGGUGAUGAUGUGUAUGAGUGAAAUAUCCUCUCUCUCUCUCUCUCUCUCUCUCUCUCUCUCUCUCUCUCUCUCUCUCUCUCUCUCUCUCUCUCUCUCUCUCUCUCUCU
Messenger RNA from Scylla paramamosain (green mud crab), 1175 nucleotides. It is a transcript of the gene asrij, whose product is annotated as OCIA domain-containing protein 1-like. The record is from RefSeq and is a predicted model, not a curated record. Gene Ontology annotation, cellular component: endosome. Lineage: Eukaryota; Metazoa; Arthropoda; Malacostraca; Decapoda; Portunidae. The coding region runs from base 269 to 853 and encodes 194 amino acids. The transcript has 6 exons.